This is a messenger RNA of Homalodisca vitripennis (glassy-winged sharpshooter), 612 nucleotides long. Its product is annotated as putative gustatory receptor 28b. The record is from RefSeq and is a predicted model, not a curated record. The transcript is spliced from 5 exons. Bases 1 to 612 code for a protein of 203 amino acids. Gene Ontology annotation, biological process: sensory perception of taste. Gene Ontology annotation, cellular component: dendrite; membrane; neuronal cell body. NCBI's taxonomy places the organism in Eukaryota, Metazoa, Arthropoda, Insecta, Hemiptera, Cicadellidae.
AUGACACUGCUAUACUGCUCCCAAGCUGCCCUGCUCGUCCACUUCACACAUGUGGCUCAAAGUAUCGCAAAGUGCUUUGAAAUAGUCAACGCCAAGAUUGAGAUGGAAGUUACAAGCCCUGCCAGUGUUGACGGCUCUCAUGCAAGAUCCACUAUGCAGUCUAAAAUCAAGAAACUGAGGACUCUGAUGAAUACCUACUGGAUGCUGUGUGACGCCGUACACCAGGCUAAUGUCUUCUACUGCGAUCAGCUGAUGUCCGUUACCUUCUCCUCAUUUCUCCACAUCACUGUCACGUCUUACUACUUUUUCCUGCUCCUCAAAACUAGUAAAGUGUUCAUCAUGAUUAAUGAAGGAGCUUGGAUCUUGCUUCACAUCUGCUACGCUGAUGAGACAGGACAGACGAUCUGCAAGUUGAUCAAUAAAGACUUGGACACAAAUCUGAGAAAACAGCUUGAAGGCUAUUCUCCUGCAGUUGCCUCACCACAACGCAAGAUUAUCUGCCCGUGGAUAUUUUUUUCGGUCAACAAUGAGACACUCACAGAGAUCGCUGGAGCGGUGACAACUUACCUGGUGAUACUGAUCCAGUUCCAGACUGGACCAUCAUCCACCUAG